CAGUCUCUUACAUAGCAUACCUCUUAUUUGACCUCCCUAAAUUCCUCCAUCAUGGAUGACGCUGCCGGUCUAGCCAUUGCCUUCGAGGAGGCUAAGAAAUCAUAUGAACAAGGAGGAAUUCCUAUCGGAGCAGCACUCAUCUCCAGCACCGGCACCGUUCUCGGCCGCGGCCAUAACCAGCGCGUCCAGCUUGAUUCACCUAUUCAUCAUGGCGAAACCGCAACCCUUUUGAACGCUGGCCGCCUCCCCGCUUCCACCUACGCAAACUCAACAAUGUACACCACCCUUUCCCCCUGCGACAUGUGUACAGGGGCAAUUCUGCUUUACAAGAUCCCGAGGGUAGUGAUAGGGGAGAAUAGCACGUUCAAGGCAGCAGGGGAAGACUAUCUGCGCCAGAGAGGGGUCGAGGUGGUGGUUAUGGAUGAUCAAGAGUGUAGGACAUUGAUGGAACGGUUCGUGAGGGAGAGUCCGGGGGUUUGGUGGGAGGAUAUUGGUGUUGUGGGGGAGGAGAAGAGGGAGCAGGGAGAUGACCAUGUUUUGUGAAUGAAUGAUUCUGGUGCUGAGUGUAAGAGAAAGAAGGGGAGGGGCUCUGUUACGGAGCGUCUGAACAGAUAGAAGGGGUGCUGAGAUAUGAUUGAGAAGGCUGAUCAACUGCACUGCAUCUGUUCCUUCUAACUCUACUGUAGCUGCUUAAUUAAACAUCCUCAGCU
Messenger RNA from Neurospora tetrasperma FGSC 2508, 710 nucleotides. RefSeq names its product cytosine deaminase. Lineage: Eukaryota; Fungi; Ascomycota; Sordariomycetes; Sordariales; Sordariaceae. Gene Ontology annotation, cellular component: nucleus; cytoplasm. The transcript has 3 exons. The record is from RefSeq and is a predicted model, not a curated record. Bases 52 to 543 code for a protein of 163 amino acids. Gene Ontology annotation, molecular function: zinc ion binding; diaminohydroxyphosphoribosylaminopyrimidine deaminase activity.